AACCUGCCUUGGAACCAGCACCGCGCAGCACAGCACCCCCCAUCCUUCUCGGUGAUCCGGGCCCCUUCUUUUGUCCGCUUCCGAAAUGGCCACCUACAAGGUCCAAGUGGCCACCGGCAACCUCAUGCUGGCAGGCACCUACAGCGCCGUCUCCAUCACUUUGAUCGGGACCCGAGGAAAGAGCCACAAGCAGUCCCUGAAUAACCGGGGCCGGGACUUCGUUCCUGGGGCUGUGGACGAGUAUGAGGUGCACUGCGCCAGGGACCUGGGAGAACUUCUGCUGGUCCAGCUCCACAAAGAGGCCUACUUGUUCUUCCCCAAAGACAGCUGGCUCUGUGACUAUGUCAAGGUGACGACCCGGCAAGGGAGGAUCUACAACUUCCCCUCCUACCAGUGGCUGGAGGGCUACAGCACCUUGACUCUGCGGGAGGGAGCAGCCAAAACCAUUACCGAUGAUUCCGGGAAUCCUCUCCUUUUGGAGCAUCGUAAGGAAGAGCUCAAAUGUCGGCAAGAAUGCUACGGCUGGAAGGACUAUGCCCCGGGCUGGCCGAGAUGCGUAGACGCCAAAAGCACCGACGACUUGGACAGCAACGAUAAGUUCACGGUCACCAAAACCACAGUUUUCGCCCUGCGCAACGUCAAGUCGGAACUGGAGCUCAGACUGAGAGGCUUCUCCAACCAGGAGGGUUCUUGGGAGAGUCUCGAUGACAUCGGGAAAGUCUUCUGGUUCAAAAAAACCCCUGUCACAGAGUAUGUUGCAGAUCAUUGGAGGGACGAUGAUUUCUUUGGCUACCAGUACCUGAACGGGGUCAACCCUGUGGUGAUGCAGAAAUGCACGGAGAUCCCAGCUAACUUCCCCGUCACCCAGGAGAUGGUGGCCGGGCUCCUAGGGAAAUCCACUACCCUCAAGGAAGAGCUGAAG
Gekko japonicus is the source of this 922-nucleotide messenger RNA. RefSeq names its product arachidonate 12-lipoxygenase, 12R-type-like. The record is from RefSeq and is a predicted model, not a curated record. The transcript has 6 exons. Gene Ontology annotation, molecular function: protein binding; oxidoreductase activity, acting on single donors with incorporation of molecular oxygen, incorporation of two atoms of oxygen; iron ion binding. Lineage: Eukaryota; Metazoa; Chordata; Lepidosauria; Squamata; Gekkonidae. Gene Ontology annotation, biological process: linoleic acid metabolic process; lipid oxidation. The annotation marks the transcript as partial.